Molecule: messenger RNA, 1143 nt
Organism: Punica granatum (pomegranate)
Lineage: Eukaryota; Viridiplantae; Streptophyta; Magnoliopsida; Myrtales; Lythraceae
Source: RefSeq, a predicted model, not a curated record
AUGUUUCCCCCCAGCAGCUUCUCUGACCUCCAUCUACAGUACACGGACAAAGCCCUAGUCAUCGGGAGGUCCUCUUCGCCGAUCGGUCCAACAUUUUACGAUUUGGAUGAUGAAUUGAUAUUCGAGCAGCUGUUCUUCCAGGAAGGGCAGGUGACUGAAGCUCGAGCUGAUGUUGAUAUAAAUUUCACCGGUUCGUGUUAUAUGAUGGUCGAGACAACCGAAGGUGCCAAUCAAGCAGGGAAUCCCAUCUCACCUGACCGGGUCUUGCCUUCAAUGGUCCGUCCCAGCAAGAAAACAAGGGGCAAAGCUGCAGGUUCGAGGAAAUUACAGUUGAUGCCUCGGAAGAGAAUCGGGAAGAAGGAUAGGCACAGCAAGAUCCGUACGGCGCAGGGCCUCAGGGACCGGAGGAUAAGACUGUCUGUCCACAUCGCUCGCAAGUUCUUCGACCUUCAGGAGAUGUUGGGCCUUGACAAGGCCAGUGAGACCAUCGACUGGCUGUUAUCAGAGUCCGAGGGUGCCAUCGAUGAACUCUCCAAGAAAAAGUGCUCGCAUUUGAACAUGGACUCCACACCUGAGAGCGCGGUGGUAUCGGAAACAAAGGAGGCCGAAGAGGAGGAGGAGGAAGAAGAAGGCGGCCAAGAGAGUGGACAAAGCAAAGAGAAAAAAGCUUGCAGGAUUACUCGCACCAGAAGGGACUCGAGGAACAAGGCGAGGGAGAGAGCAAGGGAAAGGACAAGGGAGAAGUUGGUGAUGAAAGGGCUGAAUGUAGAAGAUUCAAAGCAAGCCAAUGAGAAGCCGGGGAACCCUAAGGGCGGAAAUCUUGAUGGUAGGGUCCUCGGCUCACCAGACAAUUGUAGGGAUUCAGAUCAUUUUGGUGGCCAUGAGAUGAAUGCUUCGAGCAUUAUCGAGAGAUUCCUCGGAAUCACGAGCACGACGACUAAACCCAGCUCAUAUCCGGAUCUCAACUUAGAAUAUGGCUGCUACGAGAUGAUUGGAGGAGUGGAUUUUCUGGAAGGUAAUGUCCAAGAAAUUGCUGAUAGUAACUCACCCUCACUCUUCAUGGCAUCCUACGGCGGUCCCCAAUGCAACCCCAAUUCCAUUCUAUUGAACAUCCCCGGGCUCAGCCAACCAAAAACGGCUUAG